AUGACUUCGUCCCCAGAAAUCGUGGGUGACGAGGACGUUGAUUCGCCGAAUCUGAGCGCCCAAGCGAGCGAAGAAUAUUCCAGCGCCGUCAAGCCAACACCGUCGAGCCCAGGACCCAUUCGACAGAAUACCGCCCCUCUCGCCUCUCCGUCAGCCAAUCCAAGGCCGAAGAACCUGCGAAAUUUGACCUUGCCGUCUCUAGUUUCUCCAUCGGCGUCGUCUUCCUCAGCAACCACCCUUCAGCCCGGUCAGUACCAGAGUUUGGCAGAGGGCGCCGCUAAUAUCGCUGGUCUACCUCCAAUACACGACGUCUCGACACCGGGUACGCCGUCCUUCCUCACGAAACCCGGAACGCCUCUGCUUCGCCCGGGCACACCAGGAACCCCGUCGCUUGCGCCCAGGACACCUCUUCUGUCUCGCACGCCUCUUUCACCAUCGUCUCCAUUACCAUCAGCCGCCCCUCCGACAUCGACCACCACCAAGACCCCCACCACCGCGAAAGGCAAGCUGAAGUCAUUCCUCCCCCGAUCACACCAUGAGGCGCACAGCUAUUUCCUUGCAAAGAUAGAGGUCCAGCAGCUGGCCAAUGUGCCAUUCGUGAGGGGGGAGUUCGGAGUGCGAUGGAAGCUCAGGAACAGUGUUGGUUUAGGGGAAGUGAAGGCCUCAGACAAACUCGGCGGUCAGGGAGAAGAGGCAGGAUUGCUUGGGAAGAUGAAGGCGCGCAGUCAUAAUAAAGGGAAGGCUAAGGACGAUCACCAAGGAGCCAGCGAGUUUGGCUUAUCCCACCCUCUUGCGAACGGUUCCAGCCCGAGCUUAAUCUCUGAAGUAUCCCAGCAUUCGAACUCGAUGAACAGCUAUUCAAGCUACUCUUCGACCGACAGCUAUUCGUCUAGGUCGACCUCUUUUGGUACUUCUGGAAGCGGCGCUUCGAUUGCGACCAACACUACCACUGUCACAUCCACCCCUUCGAGUACUGCGACCAGGAAGACGAAGGUAGCUCCUAGUGGUAAUCUCAGCCGUAACUUUUUCUCGCCACCGACAGGGUCGCCGAACUCUACGUCGCCUAAUGGAUAUGGUAUCAAUCAAUACCUAUUCUCCUCAACAAGCACUUCGAAAGCUUAUGAAGAGUCGCUACUGUUCUCCCCGACCUAUCAACAAAGCUUCGCCUCCAACGCAGCACUGGGCGUUGGCGCCAUACCGACUUCACCGGGCUUGGAUGGACCGCUUUCUCCUGGAAUGAUGAAUGCGCUGUCGCCCACAGGGACAAUCACUCAAGCCAAUGCAGGAAGCCAUCCCCUCGGAUUUGGUGUCCUUUCACCCCGCGACGGCACGUUUGCGCCUGGUGGUAUCCCGGAAGCCAAUUUAUCGCCCCCACGAGGCAUUACGCCAUAUAAGCGUCUGAAGGACCAUAGUAUCACGUUUGCCUAUCCUCUGAACGCGAUCAUAAAGUUCGACAUUGCCCGAAACUCAAAUCAGCAAGGGAACCCGAAGCACAACCUGUCGCCCAGCGAAUUCAAACUGGUCGUAAUGCAGCGUGUGAUACCAGAUGACCCCGACGGGGUCCCUCAGAACCCGAGGCUGGGUGCUGUGUACCUAAAUUUGGCGGAAUACGUUGGCAAGGGGAAGGUAGAGAGGCGAUAUCUGCUCAAGGAGAGUCGCGUGAAUGCCACCUUGAAGAUCUCUAUCGAGAUGACCUACGUGAGCGGCAACACCGACUACAUUGCCCCACCCUUGCCCAAGGCCGAAAUCAUGGGCGACAUCGAGAACUUCCUGGCUCAAAACGACACCCUGUACAAGCAGCGGACGAAGGAUAUCUACGCUUAUACCUACGGGCCUUACCGCGACAAGGAGGAAUUAGACAUGGAUUUGCUAGGGCGUGUCGAUGGCCUCGAGGACGAAGCUACGCUGGCUGAAGACCGCCUAAAAGACCCGUAUGCGCUUCCCAGUGAAAGCGAGAGCGAACUCGACGAACAAGGAUCCUCCGCGGCUGUUCAAGCUAGACGAGACUUCCUAAGGAGCCUAAACAUCCCCCUUCCUGCCCCAGCUCCACCUAAAGCGCCUUCCAUUCAGUCUGACAAGGAAUCUGAGAAGGCCAGGCGUCGCUUGAUCCGGCGCGAGGAGCGGCGCCAGAAGUUCCGCCUCGAGCUGGAGACGAACCCUUCCGCCCUUCCGCCUGUCAGUGGGGAGAGUGCCAGCGAGAGCGAAGUUGAUGCUGAUACGGAGAGCGAUGCGGACGCGUUUGAGAGCGCUCCCGAGGACGAUGGUGUGCUGGCGAUGAAGGGUGCUGGGGAUGAUGAUAGCGUGGCGCAUACCGACGAUGGUCAAUCCAGCCUGGAUCACGACCGCCAACACCACCCUCGUUCUCGUCGGCAUCAACACGUUGAACUCGCUGCUUUCGACGUCCAAAGACUUCCUGUCGCUUAUGGACCCAAGACUACGGAAGCUCUGAUCGAUGCCAUAUUUAAUCCAACUGUGACGACUGAUAAACGCCGAGAAAACCCGUUUACAGUUUAUAUGGACCCUGAGGAGCUGGAUGCGAUGAGCGAACAGGAGAGGCGGAUGUUGAUGAUGCAGUAUGGAGGGCCUCAUGUGCAGGGGAUGAUGGCUGGGAUGCCGAUGAACCCUGGUUUUGGGCAGCCUCCCCCUGUUGGCCGGAGCUUCAGCCGAGACACGACCAGCACGAGUACGACCACGAGUGAGAGUGGGGGGAGUGGAGGCAAUGACGAAGGGUUCUUUGGGAGGCUCAAGAGCCCGGGAGAGGAAACGAUUGUUGGUGUGCCGACCAAGGCAUCGACGGGCUUGGGCCUCGGGAUCGAAGGUGUCUUGGCUGGGCAGACAGUGGGUGCGGGUGGAAUACCUUUGGAUCGGGACCGGGAUGCUACAAUUGGGAGGGCUUCCGAAAAGGUUGCUGGUGGUGGUGUGGGUGCGAUGCUCCAUCAAUAUUAUCGAAGCCGGAAAGAGAAGAUCAAGGAGGUUAGGAAGAAGGCAAAACCGAGACGGAGCGAGACAGCGAGCACUAGCGCAAGCGAGGACAGUCACGUGUACUACCAAAACCCCUAUGGACAAUCGGCCAACCCUGCGACCAACGUUCUAGGAAGCCCGGUUUACUUCCAGGAACCUUCGACCAUGGACGAUGAACAGUCGGAUUUCUCAAAGCAUCAACGGAACAACACCGGCGGCACGGUUGAGAUUCGCAGUCUGGACAUGGUCAUGGACACCCGGGCGGGGUUCCCCCUGUUCCUCCUCUGA
This is a messenger RNA of Coprinopsis cinerea okayama7#130, 3249 nucleotides long. RefSeq lists its product as hypothetical. The coding region runs from base 1 to 3249 and encodes 1082 amino acids. The transcript has 5 exons. The record is from RefSeq and is a predicted model, not a curated record. NCBI's taxonomy places the organism in Eukaryota, Fungi, Basidiomycota, Agaricomycetes, Agaricales, Psathyrellaceae.